Messenger RNA from Colias croceus (clouded yellow), 1100 nucleotides. RefSeq lists its product as uncharacterized. Lineage: Eukaryota; Metazoa; Arthropoda; Insecta; Lepidoptera; Pieridae. The coding region runs from base 1 to 957 and encodes 318 amino acids. The transcript has 4 exons. The record is from RefSeq and is a predicted model, not a curated record.
AUGAAGCUACAAGUAGUGACAGCAUUGAUCCUAAUAACGGUACUCGAGGUGAUACCAAUACAGUUGCAACAAGGAGAAACAUUAGAAGGAAAUAAUGUAGAUAAUACAAACUUAAACGCCUGUUUGAGCGAGGAAAGGGGUGCAGCGGUAUGCUUUGGCAAGGAGUUGUUGCAUAAGCUGAAUAAUUACGAUGAAGCAGAUUCAUUUAGCUUGGCGAACGGUGUUUCGUUUGUGAGAGAUGAAAAAACUCCCAGAGAUAUUAGCGCUUUCCUUGAUAAGGAUCCUAUGGAUUUUCGCUCAAUAAUGGAAGAUGCAAGUAAUUUGAUAUCCAAGCGAUCUCUCCAUUGGGACAUGGGAAUGGUAUAUCCAGGGUUGGUAAUGCGAAUUGGGCCAACAUUGGCCAACGGUGUACUAGAUUUUGUUAUUGAUCCAAGAAUAAAGGAUAGAACAUAUCAACCCCAGGGUGAAAAUCAAUCUACAGGUCGUCUAUUAGCCCGAAAUCUUCUCGUACCAUUUCUGCUUGGAAUAAAAUUCAACAUAUCAACAUUACUGCCAAUUUUGUUAGGGUUGCUUCUUCUAGCUAGUAAGAAGGCCUUUUUGUUAGCGAAGGUAGCUUUGCUAGCGGUGACCCUAUUUAGUGGUGGUGGCUAUGGCGGCAACUACGGGAACUAUUUUGGUGGUUUGAAUAGUUUCGCCGGGCCAACUAUAUCAUCGUAUACGCAUGAAAAUGUAGGGCAUUACCAGCCUGCUCAUGGUUCUGGAGGCUACUUCCACAGACAUUCUCAUCAAGCAGAUUACUUCUAUAAGGAGAAGUACGAUGAACCCACAACGGGGUCUCCCAUCACCCCUGAUGAACUAAGAGAUAGAUUGGAACGGCUCUUUGUGACCAAAAAAGAUGAUGAUGAACUUAAAAUUCGGAAUGGCAGAAAAUUCUCCUGGACACCUAUAAAUGGAUGAUAGAUUUAAUUGAUAUUGAUGUAAAUUUCACUAGUCAAUUUGUCAUGCAGUUUUCGGUCAGUAGAUAUUUGGUAACUUGGAAAUCGUGCAAUAUAUAAUAGCGGAAUAUCGGCAUAAUAGAUAUGCCCGAGACAUCCAAUGCA